CACGCGCGUCCGGUAAUAGUCCCUGUCCGUGUUCCGUUCCGAACGACAGUUGAAGUCCGAGUUAAUCCGAGAACCGUCAAGCAAUACCAAAGUUGAGUUUCUUUUUUUCGUUCUUGUUUUGUACCAGGGAAUUUUCAAUUUCCAAUCCCCCCCUUAGUUACUUACCGUCGGUCAUCGUCGUCCUAGCCUACUGCAGUCGACGUGUGCGUCUGUGUGUUUUUAUGUGUGUAAAUUUUCGGUGUGUUACAUUCAGUGCCAUAUAUAGUUAAAAGUUGGAUAUUUCCUGUCGAAAUUGAUAGAAAUUCGUCGGUUUCCGGUGGUUUCGCGUGCGGCCCGGGGAGGAAAUUGAAUUACUGCUAGUGGUUUCCACAUCCCCCCCGCGUUCGCUCGGGUUAACUUGCUGUCUUGGAUGGUGCCUAGAUGCAAAGUUCUCAGUUGAAGGUUUCAAGAAGUUCUCAAGCCGAGUUUUUGUUUGCGAAAAGAAGGCUCCGUCGUGGCUUGUGUCCUCCUUGUUCGGGAAUAAUUUCGAACGAACCGUUCUCUAUGCUGCAGCAGUAGCGUGAAGAAACCGUGAGAGUGUGAAUCGCGUGAAUCAUAUGGUUGCUUGGAUGUUGCUGUGCUAAACUGAUGAUGAUGAUGACGCUGAUAAAUCGUAGAUAGCUACGAUUAUAUAAAGAAAAUAAGAGAAACACCAGCAAAGAAGUCACGGAAAGUGCAUGAAAGCAGAACUGAACUUGUCUGGCUCAGCGAAAAGUCGAAAUAAUAACAACACUGAGUGAGUCUGAAAUUAAUACGCCAAUCGGAUUAGACCCGAUUGUUUGAGGAGCUGCUGAGCUGGGCCACCCCGUUCCGCGGAAGAAGAUGCCGAGGCAGGCGGAAAGAUGAAGCCGAGCCAGCGUUUGCCAAGAUCGAAAUUGUGUUUGGCAAACUCGACGAAAACCGCCAAGACGACGACGACGACGACGACUGCUACUAAGCCCACUCCGUCGAGGGCAGCAUGGAAGAAUCAAAAGAUUUAGCAUCGGAGCGCGACCUACUAUGAAGAGAAAGUGCUAGUACUGGUGCGGGUUCUCUAGCUACUGUGCAAGUCGGUCUCACGUGUUUGUGUUAAUGAAGUGGAUUUAUUCGAAAACGAGAAAAAAAUAACGCAAGAAGAAAAUACAGCAAAUAAUCGAUAGUGAAUUGUUGCCUUCAACGAAGAAAAUAAAGAAAUAGUAGCAAAAUAAAUUAUCGUCGAAUACAACUACUAGAUCAGAUCCGUAGAGCAGAAUACCCAAAUUCAAUGCAAUCAUUUCGUUACUCCAACUAAAUACUACGAAUACACCCGUAACCAAUAGUAAUAUUAGCAGUAGAAAAUAGCAACAACAAAAUUACCAAGCUACACACCAAAAAAAAAGAAGUUAUUAGUGCUCUCUUUCUUAGUGAAAUUUACCAAUAUAUCGUUCGUAUUAUUAGCCUACUUAUAAUACGACUAGAAGUGCGAAAACAAAAGUUCCCCUAACCCCAUUCGUUGCAAAACGCGCUCGUAGUGAAUAGUGAGUGAGAAAGUGAUUCGCAAAACAAAGUAAGCGGCAAAUAAAAAAAAGAAGAAAAGAGAAGCAACAGCAACCAAAGGAAGGAAAGGAAAAAAAGAACAAGUGCAAAAAUGCCUGUCAGAAGAGGACACGUCGCUCCCAAGACGACCCUUAUUGAAACGAUAAUCAGGAAAUUUGAUACGCAUAACCGUAGCUUUCUAGUGGCCAAUGCACAGCCCGAAUCGUGCCACAUCAUCUUCUGCUCGGAUGGCUUCUGCAAGAUGACCGGUUUCACGCGGGCGGAGGUGAUGCAGCGGUCCGCCUGCACCGAGUUCCUGCAGGGCCAGAUGACCUCCCCGGCCGUCGUCCAGUCGAUCAAGGAGGCGCUCCGGAAGGGCGAGGAGAAGCACUUCGAGAUCCUGUACUACCGGAAGAAUGGAACGAAAUUCCUGUGCUCCGAAGUGAUUGCCCCGAUCCGGUCCGAGGUCGAUGACAUCUCGCUGUUCAUCAUCAACUUCGAGGACCUGACGAACCCGACCAGCCCGGACCCCAUCGAGCCGACUCACCACCGCAGUUUUCUUUCAGUCGACCGCGCUAGAGCGAGCUUUCGACAAUCGUUUCGCAUCGGACACAUCGCUCUGCGGGAUCGGGGUCUCCGGUUGGCCGGAUACCUCACGCCCCCAUCCGAUGCCACUCAGGAGGAGGAGGAAGUGGGCAUCAACAAGAGUGCGAUUGAGAGGUAUAAUUUCAUGGGGUUUUGCAGUGACAGGGUUAGCCAAACGACGGUGCUCAAGGUGGAGACGAACAUCUGGGCGCCGAUGUCGACGCCGGCACUGACGAGGACGAAGGAACUGGAAGCGCUUCAUACCGAUGGCGAUACGCUCAGUGGACCAGGAGAAAUUGUGAUAACUGCCCCGGAGGUGGCCAAAGUGGAAGCGACAACGAUCGAGCUUCCGACACCAAUCGUCGAUUCCAAACCAGAGUUUCAGCAAACCAAAAGUUUAGACUUUGAGAUACAAUCAAAACCGCUGCAAUUUGGCAAGCAAUCGCCUUACGAAUCUGCAUUUUGUUCAAAAUCACGUUUAAUCGUACAGUAAAAAAAAAGUACAAUAUUGCCACAAAGCAAAAUCGCUUCCCAUUCAAGAGUUCGCAGCGCCAAUGUGUGAAAGCUCGCUUGCUGCCCGACGAGCUUUCUGCCUACAUACUUCUUCUUUGUACAGACAAGUUUACGAUUGUUUGCGAUCUGUAGAAAAAAAAAAUGUCAAGAGUAGCAUGACGGCGAUGAUGGUCAUGAACCUCCCGCGCAAGGACCCACGGGAUACCAUGCGCGACAGUAUUUUCCGUAUGUUUCGUCCGAGAGCGACC
This is a messenger RNA of Ochlerotatus camptorhynchus, 2879 nucleotides long. RefSeq names its product potassium voltage-gated channel subfamily H member 4-like. Gene Ontology annotation, biological process: membrane repolarization during action potential; potassium ion transmembrane transport. The transcript is spliced from 10 exons. The coding region runs from base 1646 to 2611 and encodes 321 amino acids. Gene Ontology annotation, molecular function: inward rectifier potassium channel activity. NCBI's taxonomy places the organism in Eukaryota, Metazoa, Arthropoda, Insecta, Diptera, Culicidae. Gene Ontology annotation, cellular component: plasma membrane. The record is from RefSeq and is a predicted model, not a curated record.